AGAGACAGCGAGGGGCGGAGCUGGGGUUGCGGUGGACAGUGAGGGUUGUUUGUAAGCGGAGGUCUGCGCGUCUAGACCCGACAUGAGCAGCCCGGAGCGGGACGAGGGGACCCCUGUCCCCGACAGCCGCGGCCUCUGCGAUGCUGACACUGUCUCGGGGACCCCAGACCGGCGACCGCUGCUCGGCGAGGAGAAGGCGGUGACAGGUGAGGGCCGCGCUGGGAUCGUGGGGAGCCCAGCGCCCCGAGAUGUCGAGGGCCUUGUCCCCCAGAUGCGGGUGGCCGCAGCUAGGCAGGGAGAGACACCUCCUUCCGUUCGGGGCCCCGCGGCAGCGGCGUUCGUGACACCGAAAUAUGUGGAGAAGGCCCACGAAACUCGGGGAGCGGAGUCCCAGGCCCGUGACGUGAAGACGGAACGGGGCACGGUCGCGGCUGCAGCGGAAAAGUCAGAAGUGGCGACGCCAGGGAUCGAGGAGGUGAUGGAGGUGGAGCAGAAGCCCGCGGGCGAAGAAAUGGAGAUGCUGGAGGCGAGUGGAGGAGUGAGGGAGGAGCAGGAGGAGGCAGGGCCCUGGCACCUGGGCAUAGAUCUUCGCAGGAACCCGCUGGAGGCCAUCCAGCUGGAACUGGACACUGUGAAUGCUCAGGCCGACAGGGCCUUCCAACAUCUGGAGCAGAAGUUUGGGCGAAUGCGACGACACUAUCUGGAACGGAGGAACUACAUCAUUCAGAAUAUCCCAGGCUUCUGGAUGACUGCCUUCCGGAACCACCCUCAGUUGUCCGCCAUGAUUAGGGGUCGGGAUGCAGAGAUGUUAAGGUAUGUAACCAGUCUGGAGGUGAAGGAACUGAGACACCCUAAGACUGGCUGCAAAUUCAAGUUCUUUUUUCGAAGAAACCCCUACUUCAGAAACAAGCUGAUUGUCAAGGAAUAUGAAGUGAGAUCAUCUGGUCGAGUGGUGUCUCUUUCCACUCCAAUCAUAUGGCGGAGAGGGCAUGAGCCCCAGUCCUUCAUUCGCAGAAACCAAGAUCUCAUUUGCAGCUUCUUCACCUGGUUCUCGGACCACAGCCUUCCAGAAUCUGACAGAAUCGCUGAGAUUAUCAAAGAGGAUCUGUGGCCAAACCCACUGCAAUACUACCUGUGUCGUGAAGGAAUCCGUAGACCCCGACGUCGCCCAAUAAGGGAGCCAGUGGAGAUUCCCAGGCCUUUUGGCUUCCAGUCAGGUUAAUCUUUGCAUUUGAAAAUGCGGCUGGAACUGGUCCCUUCUCACCUGUGCUUGAGCAAAUGCAACGGGUAUGCAGUGUUUUGAUUUCUCUCCUCCUGACUUUUCUGCAUCUUCUAUCUGGAUAGUCUCCACCUCGAGAUUAAGACUGGACAUGCUUCUGCUUUCACAUGGCCUUCAUGCUGUUCUGAAUUAGUAUCUGCUGGUUCAUGGCCCUGGCUUAUACCCUUUCUAAGCUUAACAAUGAAACUGUAUGUUACACGGCCUUUACACUGUUUGGACCCUAUUGUUUUCAGUCUUACCUGUUUACUGCCACCUAGAUGUCUUGCUUUAACUGGGGGCCUUUCUAUUUAUCUGUUCAUCAUGUGGCAACGUGGACACAGUUUUUGGACAGUUGCUGAGCCUAAACACUGAAGGAGUGGGCCACCGUCUGUGUGAUUUUUUUUUUUUGGCACCACUUUCUAGGUUAUAUCACACUCCAUUGUGUUUGCCAGUGCUCCUUACCCGCACUCCCACCUUUCUCCUGCUAUUUUAAAAAAAGUAGUUCAGAAACACCUGUAAGGCCAGGAGUUGUGAUUCAUUUAUACUUAGCAUUUCCUGAGAAGAUACUCUAUAAAAGAGGAAACAACUCUGCCUUGUCUCCUCUCUUACACACCCCCCAGCCUGGUUAGCAAGCUCUAAAAAGCUUCCAGGGAGACAGCUAGAUGGAAACAGCUGAGCUCUUCCUAAUAUAUGGAAGAACUAAAGAAGUUUUGAUAGGUACUCUAAGCAGGAAAAGUGAGCUGAAAAGGCUUAGAAUCAAAAGAAGUCAGAUAAAAAAAUGGGCUGAGAAUGAAGACAGGACACAGCUUUCACAUCUUGGUCAGUCAGUGGUGAUGGGAAGAGAACUAAUUUCUCAGGAAAAAAUAUUUUCUCUGAGUGUUGAAUGUUGCCUAGAUAGUGCUUCUUUAAAGAAGCAGUGCAAGUUUGAGUUAUUUUCCUCUCUUUAUAUGUGAUCUGAUAUAAGUGAAAGUAUAAUAUUGUGCCCAUAUUUUACCAAUAUUUAGUAAAAUGCUACUUGUUUCAACUUCCUGAAAAAAUUUAAACACUUUUGUUUGCAUUCAUUUGAAACCAUUUGGAAUAUUGUAAGACAACUCACUCUGUAGACCAGACUGGUCUUGAACUCAGAAAUCCGCCUGCCUUUGCCUUCCAAGUGCUGGAAUCAAAGGCGUGCGCCACCACUGCCUGGCUAACAAUAGUCUUUAUAAUACUGAGACUGAAUAUUCGUAACAGUUUUCGAUAUUAAUCCAAAUUCUUAGAAACGGUUUGGAUAAUUUGGUCUUAAUCAAAUGUGUCAAAUUACUGUUUUCCUGGAAAAGUAAAUAUGUGACUUGAUUGUCUUGAUAUAGUUAUAAAAGUACUUUGUCAGCUGUAUAUUUGUUGCCAUUUUUAUGCAUGAUGGUAAAUAAAAGCAUGGCAUCCUGUUGGA
Messenger RNA from Mus caroli (Ryukyu mouse), 2684 nucleotides. RefSeq names its product TSPY like 1 (gene Tspyl1). Gene Ontology annotation, biological process: nucleosome assembly. The record is from RefSeq and is a predicted model, not a curated record. Gene Ontology annotation, cellular component: nucleus. NCBI's taxonomy places the organism in Eukaryota, Metazoa, Chordata, Mammalia, Rodentia, Muridae.